This is a messenger RNA of Orycteropus afer afer, 2640 nucleotides long. RefSeq names its product adaptor related protein complex 5 subunit beta 1 (gene AP5B1). The transcript has 2 exons. Lineage: Eukaryota; Metazoa; Chordata; Mammalia; Tubulidentata; Orycteropodidae. Gene Ontology annotation, cellular component: AP-type membrane coat adaptor complex; lysosomal membrane. The coding region runs from base 1 to 2640 and encodes 879 amino acids. The record is from RefSeq and is a predicted model, not a curated record. Gene Ontology annotation, biological process: endosomal transport.
AUGGGGCGGCUGAGCCGAGAAGCCUGGGCCCAGCGCCUGGGCGCCUUUCGGGCCAGCCCGUCGGCUUUCAUAGCAGGCCCCGAGGGUGAGGGUUUGGGUCGCGACCUGCUGAGUGACCUGCGGAGCGAAAAGCUGAGCGAACAGACCAAGGUUUCCUUGCUGGCUCUAAGCUUGGAGUUCCCAGCCCAGCUAUGGCCCGAUGCGUCUGCGGCAGAGGCCGCUGCUACCUCCCUGCUGGACACCCUGGUCCUCCUAUCCCCACGGCCCUCAGCCCUCCGGCGGCCCCUGCUGCUGGCAGCCACCACAGUCCUGGUGGCAGGAGGCGCGCUGGGCCCCACUUCAGGAGCCUCUGGCCGUCUUCUGCCCUUGCUGCUAAGCCUGGCCUCCGGUCGAGGUCCGGGGCGGGGCUUUGGCCCGGCCUCAGAACAGCGCCCUCUGCAGGUCACAGCGUGUGAGUGCUUGCGGGAGCUAGAAAGCUGUCAGCCGGGGCUGCUAGGGGGCUGCCUGGGGCUGCUGCAGGGCCUGCUGGGGCCGGAGGGCCCGGUCCAGCCACUCAGCCUGCUGCUUGCUCUCGUUCUGCGCAAUGUCUUGGUGGCACAGGCCAGGACUGGGGCCAGCCUGCAGGGCCUCCUUACAGGCGGGGACUGCCCCACGGGGGAUGGCCCCCGGCCCUGGGACUGGACACUAGCCAAAGAAGGGCACGCCCACUUGCUGCCCCAGGCCCCCAGCUGGCCUGCAGCUGAGGAGGGGGAGUGUGGCCUUACGGCUCUAGAACCCAGUCCCGAGGAGGCCCGGGAACUGCGGGCCACUGUGGCUCAGCUCCUGGACGCGUCCUAUCUGCUCACUCCUGUGGCCCAGGCCCAGCUUCUGUGGCUGCUGGGCUGGGGCCUUCGAGGCCUGCGGGGCCAGCCACCAGCACUCUUCAAACCGCAGCUGGUCCGGCUGCUGAGUACAGCGCAGCUCACGCUACUGCACGCGGUUCUGGCGCUCAAGGCAGCCUUUGGCGAGGCCCUGUUCACAGCCCAGGAUGAAGUCUUGCUACUUCACCGGCUCACCAUGGCUGCCCAGCACCCGGCCCUGCCCCCACCCACCCACCUCUUCUACCUGCACUGUCUCCUGAGCUUUCCCGAGAACUGGCCACUAGGCGCUGCGGGAGAGGAGACUAUCCCACUGCUGCUAGGGCCCCGGCUGUGCCAGGGCCUCCUGCCUAGUCUUCUGCAGGAACCCAUGGCUCUCCUUGCCCACCUGCACUUUCUGUGCCUGCUCUGUGCAGAGGAGGAGGAGGAGGAGGAGAAAGGUCAGGUUCAGAUCCUGCGGCGCUACCUGGACGAGCUGCUGGCUGGCCUGCGGCAGAGGGCUGCCCUGGCUGGGGGCCCCCGGGCCUCUGCCGCGCUCUGCUUCCAGGCCUCAUACCUGGUUUUCCGCUGCCUGGCCAGGCAGUCCACAGUGCUGACUUCUCUGACCCACGGACUGGCCCAACUGUACCAGGCCAGGCCUGCCCUGGCCCCCCAUUUUGUGGACUUCUUGGAUCGUGUGGGCCCUGAGCUGGGGGAGCCCCUGAGGGUGUUGUUGCGGCAGGAGGUGGUGUUGGGGACGGGCAGGGAUGGGGCCCUUCGCUGGCACCUGCAGAUGCUGGCAAGGGUGGCAGACAGGGAUGCCCAGAGCCCCACGCUGCGGUUCCUGCAGACUGCAGCCCGCCACUGCACAGACUGGGGCCUGCAGCAGGCCCUGCUGCGGGUCUGCCGGACCCUGCUGCGAGCGGGGGUGGCGGGUCACCUGGCGGAUACGCUGCAGGCGCUGGCUGGGCAGCUGGAGGACCCUGACUGUCGAGACCACGCCCGCCUCUACUACUUCCUCCUGGUCCACCUGUCUGGGCCCAAGCUGGGGGCAGCCCUGGGCCCCUCGCUUGCCACGCCUGCACUGGCCUCCUCGCUGGUGGCCGAGAACCAGGGCUUUGCAGCAGCCCUCACGGUCCAAGAAGCGCCGGCCUCCUUGAAGCUGAGCGUGGGGCCCCGCAGGGUCGACGGUCCAGGCCCGGUGCUGCAGCUGCAGUUGGAGGCGCUCCAGCCGCUGUACUCCUUGGAGCUGCGCUUCGGUGUAGAGGCCCAGGUCUACGAGCCCCUGGGGGCCGUGCACGUGCCUUGCCUGCACCCUGGCCGCCCUGCCCGCCCUCUGCCCCUGCCACUGCAGCCCCGGCGCCCGGCCCCCGCGCGCCUCGACGUCAGCGCCCUCUACACCACGCCCACCGGCCGCACGUGCCACGCCCAGCUGCCCCCCCUGCAGGUGAACUUCUCGGACCUCUUCCUGCCGUUUCCGCGGCCCCCAGAGGGGGCAGAGCGGGACUUCUUUGAGGAGCUCUGGGCCUCCUGCUUACCGAAAGGCGCUGAGAGUCGCGUGUGGUGCCCUCUGGGACCACAGGGCUUGGAGGCCUUGGUGUCCCACCACCUGGAGCCCUUUGUGGUGGCCGCCCAGCCCCCUGCCAGCUACUGUGUCGCCAUCCGCCUGCCGCCGGCCUCCAGGUUGUUGCUGCGGCUGGGAGCCGCCCACACAGACGGAGUCCCUGUGGCCCUGCGGACUGACGACUGGACCGUGCUGCCCCUCGCGGGGGACUUCCUCCGGGGGUUGUCGGCUGCGGCCUGA